This is a messenger RNA of Chenopodium quinoa (quinoa), 2856 nucleotides long. RefSeq lists its product as uncharacterized. Gene Ontology annotation, biological process: protein ubiquitination. The record is from RefSeq and is a predicted model, not a curated record. The transcript has 11 exons. Bases 190 to 1944 code for a protein of 584 amino acids. NCBI's taxonomy places the organism in Eukaryota, Viridiplantae, Streptophyta, Magnoliopsida, Caryophyllales, Amaranthaceae. Gene Ontology annotation, cellular component: Cul4A-RING E3 ubiquitin ligase complex.
CAAAUAAUUACUGAUUUACUGAGUACAUUUGUCGAAAACAAAAGAAAGAUGAACGACGUAUCUGGAAAAUUACAAAUUCUGGGUUUGUUCAGGAUUUUAUUACUAAAUAAAUAAAUACUCUUACAACAUAAAUAACUCUUCCUCACUCCCAAAUUAAUCACAAAUUCAAGCUCCAAAACCCUAAUUUCAAUGGACGAAGACAGCAUUUUGGAGAGAGAAAGGUACCAAAUUGAGCAAAUUCGAGAGCUCGAUGAUGAAGAAUUGCAGAUUGAAGAAGUCGAAGGUUUACCCGAGGACUCCGAUGAUGAUCAUGCUAUUCUUUCAGAAGGCCCUGUUCUUCCUUAUAUUGUUCCCUUCCUUCUCUUUCUUUUCCCUUGGGGCAGAUGUGGUGUGCUGGCCUUGCUGCGUGAGAAGGAGUUGAAGAAUUAUCAAUCGGUUGCACUUACAAAGAGUGAUAGUUGGCUGGGUGAAUUUACAUUUGACACCUGUCUGGCGUCAUUGCAUACCUAUUUGGGCGAGGUGGAAGACACUCAUCACAGGACAGCUUUUGUUGAUACUGGCGCCAUUUUGACUCUCCCUCUUUUUUAUCUUGAAGGUGUAGUACUGUUCCCAGAGGCAACUCUUCCUUUAAGAAUCAUACAGCCGAAUUUUAUAGUAGCUGUAGAAAGAGCAAUGGGUCAGAUUGACUCCCCUUAUACCAUAGGUGUGGUUCGUGUUUAUAGAGACCUUGAUUUUGGAAGGUUAAGGUUUUCAGCUGUUGGGACUACUGCAGAGAUUCGACAAUAUCGUCGUUUGGAGGAUGGAUCUGUCAAUGUAGUUACUCAUGGAAAGCAGCGAUUCCAUGUUAGACGCCAUUGGAUCGAUACCGAUGGAGCUCCUUGUGGAGAGAUUGAGGUCAUUGAAGAAGACUUGCCUUUGAGGACCCCACGUGACGCAAUUGGAACCUUACCGCCAUUAAGUAACCUUAGUAGCCGGAGCUUUUCUGAUGCUACAAAAUCUCAUCAUCAGGCUAAGAGACAUAGAGAUGCAGUUGAAAGCAAUUGUUCUGAUGCAGAGUCGGAGGAAAGUUUUCUGAAUGAGCUUUCAAUUUCAGAGAUGAGAUUGCAUCAAAGUGCUGUUGAGUCCUGUUGCGCAUAUGAUACGAUUGAUGAGUCAACAAGCAGUGAUGAUGAGAAAUAUGUUUGUGAAUCAGAGCUUCGCUCUGGACAAUCUAAAUCAAGUGAUGGUUCAUCACAAUCAAAGUGUCGAAGGAGAAUAGAUGCUGCCUCAGGAGUUGCAAACAAAGAUAAAAUUAACCAAUCGCCUCAGAAAGGAGAUGCAUGGGGGAAGAGAGGUAUGUCUGCCAAUUUGAAUCAGUUCCGUGCAGUUCCCAGAGCAUUCCUGCCAUACUGGGUAUACCAGAUGUAUGACUCUUUCACUCUUGCUCAAAAGGCAGCAGAUAUGUGGAAGCAGGUUGUUGGAGCGCCGAGUAUGGAUGGGUUUGUUAGAAAGCCUGAUAUCUUGUCAUUUUAUAUUGCCAGUAAAAUUCCUAUAUCCGAGUCUACAAGACAGGAGCUCCUAGAAAUUAAUGGAGUCUCCUAUAGGUUACGUCGAGAAAUCGAACUACUUGAAGGUUUUGAUCGUGUGAGGUGUAAAAACUGUCAGACUGUAAUUGCCAGGCGAAGUGAUAUGCUGGUGAUGUCUAACGAAGGCCCUCUUGGUGCAUAUGUUAAUCCAAAUGGCUUUGUGCAUGAGAUAAUGACUCUUUACAAAGCCAAUGGUUUGGCACUGAUUGGCCGACCAAGAGAAGAAUACAGCUGGUUUCCAGGAUAUAAAUGGACCAUUGCCAACUGUGCUACCUGUGAGAGUCACAUGGGUUGGCUCUUUACUGCCGCAAACAAGAAGUUGAAGCCAAAAACUUUCUGGGGAGUUCGGAGUUCUCAGGUUGCAGAUGACAUGCGAUAAGAGUGUAAUUGCUUCUUGAAUAUGUUAUAUGUACUUGCAUUUGUAUUUGCUCCCAUGUCAUAGUCUUCUUUGGGAGAUUAGGUGUCUAUUCGGAACAAGUGAGACUAAGCUAUUGAUAGAUUUUCCUGUGAAGGACAGCCAUCUAGAAGUACAUAUGAGAUUGUAUAGACUAUAGUCUAUUAGUCUAUAGAGUAGUUCUUUCAUGUAGCUUUGUUUUCUGUGUAUGUUGCUAGUAAGAACUCAAACGUUGUAUCAUGAGUGCAAGUUGGUUCUAUAUAUGUUGAAUGAACUACAGCGAAGAAACCUUGAAGAAGGGUGUGAUGACUUUUGAAGAAGCUGUUUUUUUUUUUUUUUUUUUUUUUUUUUUUUUUUUUUUUUUGGCCUGUAUGGAUGGUCAUAAAGAUGAGUAAUCCCAGGUCAUUAUAUAGCUUUCGUAUAACCAGAAAUAUUUUACUGGGGAAUCGAAUAAAAUUCAAUACAAUGAUUCUUUUUGCAGAUUAAGCGUACCUUUUUUUUUUUUUUUUGGAAAGAAAGUUUAAGUGUAUCCUCUAUUUUAUAGCUGCAGUCUUUCUAUAAGUUUGUCAUCACUUUAUUUCAAUCAUUUGUAGCUUUAAAUAUUUAUAAUUAAGACUUUUUUUUUGUGUGUGAAUAAUAGGAUGUGACUAUUUAAGUAAUUGGCAAUGCUUCCUCAACAAAAAAACAUAAAAUUAAUUGGCAAUGUGGCAACUCAAGUACUCAACUUCGAUCAUACUACCACAGUACAAUUGUUUAACAUGUUGCUGCAACGUGCUAGACAAAUCAAGGGCAGCAAUAGGCCUAACAGCGGCAAACAGGCUUCGUUGCUGGUAGCAUGGUGCGACCCACGGGCGGCUUGAGGGAUUUGAGUUCCUCGUUCCUUUUGUAUUCAUAUCA